This is a messenger RNA of Papaver somniferum (opium poppy), 3128 nucleotides long. Its product is annotated as probable LRR receptor-like serine/threonine-protein kinase At1g53440. The record is from RefSeq and is a predicted model, not a curated record. NCBI's taxonomy places the organism in Eukaryota, Viridiplantae, Streptophyta, Magnoliopsida, Ranunculales, Papaveraceae. The transcript is spliced from 23 exons. Gene Ontology annotation, biological process: protein phosphorylation. Gene Ontology annotation, molecular function: ATP binding; protein binding; protein kinase activity. Bases 358 to 2883 code for a protein of 841 amino acids.
GUUCUUAGAUCUUCAAUUAACACUUCGAGCUAAAAGUCUAGAAUACCUCCGUUGAUAAUGGUUGGAGGAGGUUGUAUUCAAAUUAACAUAUGAGACCAAUAUGGAGAAAGAAAAUGAGGUCAUCUGUGAUCAUCCUCUUGCAGAAUUAUGUCACAGAGAAAAUAAAAAGGUUCGACACUAACUGCGGAAAAGGUGUUUUCUUUGAACAUGCAGUCAGUUGAAACAACUACUGUUAACUGGAGAAUUACCCGAUGAAUUUGCAAAUCUUCCUAUCUGCAAGAAAUAGAUUUAAAUGUCAACUAUCUCAGUGGGUCUAUUCCUAAGGCUUGGAAAACUCUUCCAUUGGUCAAUCUGGCUAUGCUGGCAAACAAUAUCGGGGGAUUAAUUCCGAAAGAAAUUGCUGAAAUUGUUACUUUAGAACAUUUGGUGUUGCAAGAUAAUCAGUUUGAAGGACCCCUUCCUCCAGAGCUUGGCAAGCUUACCAGAUUGACGCAAUUAACUCUUUCAGGGAACAAUUUCACAGGAGUUUUACCUGCAACAUUUGCUAAUCUGAAGAACAUGGCAGAUUUUAGAUUAGCUGGGACUAGUAUCUCGGGGAAAAUACCUGAUUUCUUUGGGAAUUGGAUGCAACUUACUGAGCUGGAUAUACGGGGCACAUCAAUGGAGGGUCCCAUCCCUUCCACCAUAUUCCACCUGAAGAAUUUAACAAAACUGAGAGUGUCAGACUUGAAGGGACCAAACACGCCCUUCCCUGAUUUCCAGGAUAUGAACAGGAUGUACCAACUGGAACUAAGAAAUUGCCUGAUCAAAGGUUCAAUCCCAUCAAACAUUGGAGAAAUGAUGCCUGGACUAAUAAAACUAGACCUGAGCUUCAAUAGACUUACAGGUGACAUUCAUAGCCUAAAAGAAAUUCCAAAUCUUAAAUACCUGUAUCUCACCGACAACCUACUAUCUGGACAGAUUCCGCCAUGGAUAACUAACACUAAGCGGAACUUUGACCUAUCAUACAACAAUUUUACUGGACCAUCUAAGUCCGGUUGUCAGGAUUCAAAUUUGAACAAAAUCUCGAGCUAUCCCUCUGAUGAGGAUCUGUCAAUUGCUUGGUGCUUGAAGAAGGACCUACCCUGCGGCACAAAAUCAAAAUAUUCUUCCUUUUUCAUUAAUUGUGGUGGCUCCGAGAUGUUUAUAGGAGACGAGAAGUAUGAGGCUGAUGUAUCACCAAUGGGCCCAUCAUCAUUUUACACCUAUAAUGAUAGAUGGGCUUGUAGUACAACGGGGGAUUUUGUGGUACCCUUACCCGAAGACAAAGCUAACUAUCUUACUCAAGCAGGCCCAAACAUGACAAUGACAGACUUAUUUAUGACGGCUCGAAUUUCACCUUUCUCACUCAAGUACUAUGGCAUCUGUUUACAUCCAGGAAAUUAUAAAGUGAAGCUUCACUUUGCUGAAAUAAUUUUCCCAACUGACAAAAGUGCUGCCGGCAUUGGGACACGCAUGUUCGAUGUAUCAAUUCAACGUAAAACAUACUUGAAAGGUUUUAAUAUUGAAGAAGAAGCAAAAGGUGUUGGGAAGAGCAUCAUUAAAGAGUAUGAUGUUGAUGUUACUAGUAGCACUCUAGAGAUUCACUUAUACUGGGCUGGGAAAGGAACUAAUUUCAUUCCGUCUGACUUUGCAUACGGACCUCUUAUUUCAGCUAUAGCAGUCACACCAAACUUUGAUCCUAACCUUAUCAAUCAAAUUAAAAGCGACUUUGAACCUAACAGGAGUCACAUAUCUGUUGGAGUACUUGCCGGCACUGUAGCUGCUUCAUGUGUUCUAAUCUUAUCGAUUCUGGCAAUCCUUUGGAAGAAAGGUUGCCUUGGGAAAAAGAACAAAGAACUUAGAGAUCUAUCACAGCGAGGUGGCUUUACUUUGGGAGAAAUUGAAGCAGCAACUUGGAAUUUUGCAUAUAAGAUAGGUGAAGGUGGGUUUGGUCCAGUUUACAAGGGCCAACUCCCAGAUGGAUCACAAAUUGCUGUCAAGCAACUGUCUGCCAUGUCAAAUCAAGGCAGCCGCGAAUUCGUGAAUGAAAUUGGCAUUAUUUCUGGUUUACAGCACCCUAAUCUCGUGAAGCUUUUCGGUUGUUGUGUUGAAGAAAACCAGCUUCUGGUAAUUUACGAAUACAUGGAAAACAAUAGUCUUGCCCGUGCUCUAUAUGGUAAAACAGGGGAACGACUGAACUUGAACUGGCCAACAAGGCUUAGAAUUUGUUCGAACAUUGCCGAGGGUUUAGCUUAUCUUCAUGAAGAAUCAAGGCUGAAAAUUGUGCACAGAGACAUAAAAGCAACUGAUGUUCUCCUGGAUAAGUAUUUUACUGCAAGGAUAUCUGAUUUUGGUUUAGCUAAACUUGAUGUGGAGGAGAACACCCAUAUCAGCACACGUGUAGCAGGAACACUAGGUUACAUGGCUCCAGAAUAUGCAACCAGUGGUCACUUGACUUACAAAGCAGACAUUUACAGCUUCGGAGUUGUUGUGUUAGAGAUUGUCAGUGGAAAGAAGAACACAAAAUACAGGCCAAAUGACGAGUGCACCUGUCUUCUUGACUGGGCAAAUGUACUAAAAGAGCAAGGAUGUCUCCUGGAUCUGAUUGACCCCAUUCUGGAGUCAAACUAUUCAAAGAGCGAAGUUUUGAGAGUGCUGAAUAUAGUUGCUCUAACCCAUCUGCUGUUCUUAGACCAAAGAUGUCUACCGUUGUGGCCAUGCUUAAAGGUCGACUGCCGAUCCAAGAAUCAUGUGUGGUACGUAGUCCGAGGACAGAUGAUUCAAGGUCCAGUGCCUCUGAAGGAAUCUCUUAUGAUAGCCGAACACAUACAUCAACCUCUUCUCGAGGGAGUACUCUACUAGAGAUGAGUAAUUCAUCAGUGGAGGAUCCAAGGCAGGUUAUGCUUUCGACUUACUACAGUAUGAAAAAAGAAGAGGAAGAAGACGAAAUUAGAGAACACUCAAGUGGCUAAAGAUCUCGUUGAUAUAUUUAUUCAUUUAAACACAGGUAUAAGGGGGAAGAUUAUCCCCAUAAAACAACAAACAUAGGCUUGUACUGUGAAGAUUUUUAGGAAAUGCCCCCCAUUAUUUUUAGAAAAUUUUAGUAA